GGAUGUAGAGUGAGAACUGAGAAACUAGACUUUUGUUCAUUAUCGUCCGCUGCUGCCUUCACAUAUGUAUAAGAUGCUGCAGCAGAAGGACAAAGCCCAUGAUGCCUUUUCUUCAUACUAGCUUUGGUAUCCGUGCUCAAGAUAGAGAGAUAUAGAGAUGCAGAUUUGUUUUGUUAUUUCUGCCUUCUUCAUUUGAAUAUCUUCUUUUCUUCUCAACUUAUUGCUCAAUGGAAGACAAGAGUUGGCUGGGCUUCUCUCUAUCUAGUUCGAACUUUUCGAAUGAUCAGCACAGCCAUGAAGGAGGAGGAGGAGGAGGAGGAGGAGGAAGAGAAGCUCCUUCUUCUCAUGGACAUCUCUAUGCUCUUCCUCUGCUUUCUGAUGGAUCUGUCUGUACUCUUUUGGAGCAAGAUUGGAGAUGUAGGAGUCACUCCGACCAAAGAAUGGUUGGUCCAAAGCUGGAAAAUUUCUUGGGUGGAUAUUCAGAGAGCUCCAUUAAUGAAGAUAGUCAAAACACUGUUGAAACAAUCUUUUACCCUCACCACCAAUUCCAAUCGUUUGACCAAGCUCAGAACAUCAAGGCAGAAUUCCUCAUAUCCAGUUCUAACUCCAUUGACCCAAUUUACAAUACUGGUCUAGAUGGUUCAACCUCUAUAUCAGAGCUCAAAUCAUGGCUCCGGCAGAAUCCUCCACCUCCACCACCGGAGACUCAGGUGGCCCUUUCGAUUCACCAUGACAAUAACUUCGAGGAUGGCCAACAUGGCACCGUAGUUUUGAAAUCAGUUGCUCGUAAAUCCAUUGAUAAUGUUGGACAGAGAACCUCUAAGUAUAGAGGUGUAACUAGGCAUAGGUGGACAGGAAGAUAUGAAGCCCAUUUAUGGGAUAAUAGUUGCAGGAAAGAAGGGCAGACAAGGAAGGGAAGGCAAGUUUACUUGGGUGGGUAUGAUAAGGAGGAAAAGGCAGCAAGAGCAUAUGAUCUAGCUGCGCUUAAGUAUUGGGGUCCAACAACUCAGAUAAACUUCCCAUUGAGUGCUUAUGAAAGAGAGCUCGAAGACAUGAAGAACAUGACGAGACAAGAAUUUGUCGCCCACUUAAGAAGGACAAGCAGUGGGUUUUCCAGGGGUGCUUCUAUCUACAGAGGAGUGACAAGGCAUCACCAGCAUGGAAGAUGGCAAGCAAGGAUAGGGAGGGUUGCUGGCAACAAGGACUUGUACCUUGGAACAUUCAGCACUCAAGAGGAAGCUGCAGAAGCAUACGACAUCGCCGCCAUCAAAUUUCGCGGCACGGGUGCGGUGACAAACUUCGACAUUAGCAGAUACGACGUCAACCGAAUAUGCUCGAGUUCCAGCCUCUUCUGCGGCAAUCUGCUUCGACGAUCCGGAGCCGAUACCAUGGAAGCCAUGGCUACCAUUUGUUCGAGCUCUGAAUGUGAACAAAUCCCUGAAACUCCUGGUGGUUCAGAUGACAACAGGAGCGAGUUCUCAGUGUUUCCUCAAUCUUUGUUUGGGGUUCCAGUGAUUCUAUAAGGUGGUUCUUUUAUGUAAUAAUGGGUGGGGAGAUUGUUAUUAAUGUAAAGAUACAAGUGUUAAGUUCCUGUUAUUGAUGUGCAAAUGGUAAUGGUUUUUUUUUUUUUUUUUGUGUAAAGUUUGAUAUAAGGUGAACAUGAAAAACUUAAAUUGAAUAUGUU
This is a messenger RNA of Dendrobium catenatum, 1684 nucleotides long. RefSeq names its product AP2-like ethylene-responsive transcription factor AIL1. Gene Ontology annotation, biological process: regulation of DNA-templated transcription. The record is from RefSeq and is a predicted model, not a curated record. Bases 228 to 1523 code for a protein of 431 amino acids. Lineage: Eukaryota; Viridiplantae; Streptophyta; Magnoliopsida; Asparagales; Orchidaceae. The transcript is spliced from 9 exons. Gene Ontology annotation, molecular function: DNA-binding transcription factor activity; DNA binding.